AUGUCCCCUUCAACCCUCACCCGCGCUCUGCGCUUCAACCCAAUCUCUAUCAACAAAUUCGUUUCCUCGACUUCCUCCUCCAGCAGCGCCGCAUCUCGUUUCUUCACCUCCAACUCCUCGUCUGCGCGCCAAUACUCCACAUUCAGAAAUGCAUUUGCACGAACUCGUUUUGCGGGAAAGCAAACAAAGAGAUUUCAAAGUACAGAGGCCGCUGCUGCCACUGCAACUGCGCAAGUUAGUUGGUUCAAGAGAAUGUGGGAUAGUCCGAUUGGUUUGAAGACUGUGCAUUUCUGGGCUCCUGUCAUGAAGUGGGCACUCGUCUUAGCCGGUAUCUCUGAUCUUGCUCGUCCCGCCGAGAAGCUCUCUCUCACCCAGAAUGCUGCCCUCACUGCCACUGGUAUCAUCUGGACUCGAUGGUGUUUAAUCAUCAAGCCAAGAAACAUUCUUCUCGCAACCGUCAACUUCUUCCUCGGCAUGGUCGGUGUCGUCCAAGUCACCCGUAUCCUCCUCCAUCAACGCAGCGAAAAGAACAAAUCCCUCGCCGACAAAGCAGCAGAGGUCGGGCACGAAGUUAAGGGAAAGGUCGAGGAUGUUGUUAAAUCAUAA
This is a messenger RNA of Botrytis deweyae, 606 nucleotides long. RefSeq lists its product as uncharacterized. Gene Ontology annotation, biological process: pyruvate import into mitochondria. The transcript has 4 exons. Lineage: Eukaryota; Fungi; Ascomycota; Leotiomycetes; Helotiales; Sclerotiniaceae. The coding region runs from base 1 to 606 and encodes 201 amino acids. The record is from RefSeq and is a predicted model, not a curated record. Gene Ontology annotation, cellular component: mitochondrial inner membrane. Gene Ontology annotation, molecular function: pyruvate transmembrane transporter activity.